Molecule: messenger RNA, 1570 nt
Organism: Schistosoma rodhaini
Lineage: Eukaryota; Metazoa; Platyhelminthes; Trematoda; Strigeidida; Schistosomatidae
Source: the annotation of a GenBank genome assembly
GUUUAAGUAAAACUGUGAACUUUUUCAGUUCACAUCACUUUUUAUAUCUGCCACAAUAUUUAGUUCAGUGACCUUUUCAGAAGAAAACUUACCCGCAAUAGUUGAAUUCCACCUUUGUCAUCCUCGCGUGCUAUGUUUCUUACUAGGACAGAGUAUGAUCGUGGAGUUAAUACGUUUUCCCCCGAGGGACGACUCUUCCAAGUAGAAUACGCCAUAGAAGCUACAAAGCUGGGUUCAACGGGAAUCGGGAUCAAGACAAGUGAGGGUGUUGUUAUGGCUGUAGAAAAACGGGUAAACUCAACUUUAAUCAUACCAUCCAGCAUUGAAAAGAUUUUUGAGGUGGAUAAGCACAUAGCAUGUGCUGUUAGUGGUCUUGUUGCUGAUGCAAGAACCCUCAUAGAACGUGCACGUACAGAAGCAGCUCAUCAUUGGUUUGUGUACAAUGAAAAAAUGACUAUUGAGGAUGUGACUAAAGCUGUGAGUAACUUGGCUCUAGCAUUUGGUGAUGAUGACAUGGAGUCUGGUGCAAUGAGUCGUCCAUUUGGCGUUGCUUUAUUAUUUGCUGGAGUUGAUGAACGUGGUCCACAAUUAUAUCAUAUGGAUCCUAGUGGUACAUAUAUUCGUUAUGAAGCUAAAGCAAUUGGUUCUGGUAGUGAAGGUGCACAACAAGCAUUACAAGAAAUAUAUCAUAAAAAUAUGACAUUACAUGAAGGUUGUAAACAUGCUUUAUCAAUUUUAAAACAAGUUAUGGAAGAAAAACUUGAUUCAACUAAUGUAGAAGUAAGUUUAUAAAACUUUUUUUUAAAAUAUGUUUCGGUAUACAACUUGGUGUAACUAACUGGUCCGACUCUUAUAUAAUUCCAUUUUGAGUGACACUUAAUGUUUGAACUGAAGUAUUUGAUAGGUGAACAACCAAUACUUAAGUCUAGUGAAGAAGAUUUGUAGCUCAGGUGGGUGAUUUUAAUGUAGGUUUCUUCUCUGAGCUGGAUGGGUUUGAUCGUGGAGCUUUCAUCAUCCUUCUGAACGACAUCAUCAUCAGUACAAACUUUUUGAUAGAAGUAAAGUGUUUGAAUUUCUUCACAUCUGUGAUGAUGUUGUUCAGUAGGACAAUGAAAACUCCACUACCAAAUUAUCCAGCACAGAGAACAAACCUACAUCAAAACUCUAGUCUAGUUAAAUCAUAUUAGUUUUCAUUCAAUACAGUCAGUUAAUGUAUCAUUAUUAUAAGAAGGGCUAAUAAUAUAUUAUUUCAUUAUGUUACAUAUAGUUUUUGUACAUACUUGAUUGCUUUCAUCUAUAAUCAUCAUAGAACUCAGUAAUUUAGAUUAGAUGAAUGAUAACUUAUUAAUCAAGUUCAUAUACUCAAUUUUAACUUACUGUCAGUUGUUUUAAGAGAUGUUAGUGGAAUGGCACAGUCAAUUAAUUAGUUAGUUACAAGCAACAUAGAACAUGAUAUAUAUAUAUAUAUAUAUAUGCGCCACACAAAUCUCAUUUGAUUUGUGCGAGGGCUGUGAUACUGCUUGGGUGCUCAUACCGAAGCAGGUGGUUAUCUUAGGGGACCACAUCCGGA